UCAAGCGAGAAAAUUGUAACCUCCAAAGAGAUCAGCACCUUUGACAAUGCACUUGUGUUUUUUGCCGACGGUCGUGUCGUGCUCGUUCCUGGCCGAUCAUCGAUAUGGAGAAAGACGCGGUGCUGGUGUGUAUAAUCCUGGGCUUCCUCGGCUCGGUCGCCGUCACCCUGGGGUUCGUCGCCAACUACUAUAGCUCCAAGUCAGUGGCGUACGACGGGACGCACUGCGUGUACAGAAGCCCGCCGGCGAUCGGGUGCGGCAUCCUGGGGGUGUUCCUGGUGCUGAUCAACCAGGUCAUCGUCGCCGCCUACACGAGCGGCGCCUGGUGCCUGUGCUGCUGCCCCUGCUGGACCAAGCGGCGGCGGGCGGCUCCGCCGUCCAAGAGGCGCAGGCUCGGCAUCAUCCUGUCCAUGUUUUCCUGGGUUCUCACGAUUGUGGCAAUCGUGAUCUUCAGCCUCGGCGUAUCGGAGAGCUCACGAGAGGAGCCGCCGAUUUCUAAAACUCCCACUUCGUACGAGUGCAGGGACCCCGACAGGAUUGGGAAUUUCCCAACGGCAUCACUGUCCUCUCUCAUCGCCGUGGUGCUUGGGAUCGCUUCGUACGUCUUGCUGGAGACAGCGGCGCCGGAGACGCCGCCCCACGGGUUCUUUGGGCUGGAGAUUGCCGGUACGAGUACGGGUAGGGGGCAGCAAAGCCAGCCCCAAACUGGACCGACAACUGGUGCAGAUCAGGAAGCAGAUCACAUCUCUCUGGCCACUGCGGUUUGAGAACGGCGAGUCAAUGACGUAUAUAACUUAUAAGCUCAGUGAUGUAUUCACGACUUGCAGUAUUAUCUCCAUGUAGUCUUGUCGAGAACUUGAAAGAUUUUCAUUUUCUUUACUGAUAAUUGUAUUUCCUGUUGCUAUAUUACAAUAUGCGGAUGGGAA
Lolium perenne is the source of this 926-nucleotide messenger RNA. Lineage: Eukaryota; Viridiplantae; Streptophyta; Magnoliopsida; Poales; Poaceae. The record is from RefSeq and is a predicted model, not a curated record.